CUAAUGUUUUGUUAACACUUUAGUUUAAAAAAAAUUUAAAUAGGGUAACAUUUAACAAUUGAUUGGUAUGAAGGAAAUACAAAGGAGACAAUGAUAAAGGAAGAAAUGAGGAAUGGCUGGGAAAAUGAAAUUAUUUAAAAUAAUGAUCUUCAUAUAAUAACAAUAGAAAUAAUCGCUUUUAAGGUACUAAAUUGUUAAAUAAGUAUGAGCUAAUGAUAAAUUAAAAGUAAAUAAGAGAAUAUUAGGCCUCAAUAUGAAAUGUAAAGAGUACUUUAAAAAAUAAAUGAAAAAGAAUGACAUAAUAUAAGGAAAGAUCGUAUAACAAUCGAUAGUUAAAUUAAAUUUGAAGUUUGUAAGAAACUAGAAAUGGAAUUUUACCAUUUUGAAGAAACUUGACAUAGAAAGAUUAAAUAAAAGUAUUUUUUAUAAGUUUAUAGUCAAAAGUGGAUUGAUUUUAAUUAAAGUAAUUAAUUACAUUAAAUCAUAAAGUAAAUGAAAAGAUUGAUAUUUUUAAUGUGUGGUAAAUGGUAUGGAAAUGUUGAAAAUUGUGUUCAAAGUGUUCAAAAAUAAAUGUUAAGUAUAUAUUGAGAGUUAAGGG
This is a messenger RNA of Paramecium sonneborni, 598 nucleotides long. The record is from the annotation of a GenBank genome assembly. NCBI's taxonomy places the organism in Eukaryota, Ciliophora, Oligohymenophorea, Peniculida, Parameciidae.